Molecule: messenger RNA, 1279 nt
Organism: Phasianus colchicus (ring-necked pheasant)
Lineage: Eukaryota; Metazoa; Chordata; Aves; Galliformes; Phasianidae
Product: protein DGCR6
Source: RefSeq, a predicted model, not a curated record
CAGCCCGCACCGCCCCCCGCCCGGCCCCGCAACCCGGGGAGGCUCCGCCCGCACCGCCGCCUGCGCCUGCGCCGGGUCCGGACGGUGUGUUGGGCCCGGUAGGAUGGAACGGUUCGGUGGUUCUGGGUACGAAGUGGCGACGGCGGAGCUGUCCCGGCAGCAGGAGCGGCACUACCGGCUGCUGUCAGAGCUGCAGGAGCUGGUGAAAGCGCUGCCCAGCUCCUGCCAGCAGCGCUUGUCCUACACGACGCUGAGCGACCUGGCGCUGGCGCUGCUGGAUGGGACGGUGUUUGAGAUCGUGCAGGGGCUGCUGGAGAUCCAGCACCUCACUGAGAAGAACCUCUACAGCCAGCGCCUCAAGCUGCAUAGCGAACACCGCGGGCUGAAGCAGGAGCUCUUCCACCGGCACAAGGAGGCCCAGCAGUGCUGCAGGCCGCACAACCUGCCGCUGCUCCGCGCCGCCCAGCAGCGGGAGAUGGAGGCUGUGGAGCAACGAAUUCGAGAGGAGCAGCGAAUGAUGGAUGAGAAAAUCGUCUUGGAACUGGACCAAAAAGUGAUCGACCAGCAGAGCACCCUGGAGAAGGCUGGGGUGUCUGGCUUCUACAUCACCACCAACCCCCAGGAGCUGACUUUACAGAUGAACUUACUGGAAUUGAUUCGGAAGUUGCAGCAGAAGGAAUCUGAGUCGGAGAAGGCUUUUCCCUGAACAGGAAGGAGUUUUCUUCUGACUUCCCUCUAAAGAAUAGACUUAAUGCAUUUGCUUUAUGUUAUUUUAGAAAGAGGCUACUGGCCUGCAACUGCAGAAUAUCUGUAACCCUUAGGUUACCUUUAGAGAUAGACCUCCAGAGCAGAGGGGAUAGCUGAAGAGCUCCAGGCUGCCCUUCUACCCAGUGAAGCAAGAAGCAAGUUGCCCUUCCUGCUGUGUUGCACUGAGUUGCUAAGACAAGGGCUGACAGAGUAUUAAUCUGCCACAUCCAGCCUGCAGUGAGCAGUGUCAUCUCUAAAUUAUGAUCUGCUCUUCCAAAAGCGAGGAAGGGAUGGGAGAGGUGAGUAACUGUCCUAACAGACAGGGAAGCAAAGUGUGGUUGCUUUCCUUUGCAGCCUCAGUGUGCAGAUGGUUGGCAGGUGGGGAAAAAAAGAAAGUUGAAGUUGUAUCUACAGCAAGAUGUGUUUGUGUGUGCUGAGGCAGAAAUAACAGGCAGACACUUCACAGAGAGACAUUGAGGUGGAUAACGUGGAAUUCUCCUCUGAGUUCUAUUAAAAUUCUGUACUGAACUAU